Messenger RNA from Oryzias latipes (Japanese medaka), 3690 nucleotides. It is a transcript of the gene cacng7b, whose product is annotated as calcium channel, voltage-dependent, gamma subunit 7b. The record is from RefSeq and is a predicted model, not a curated record. Lineage: Eukaryota; Metazoa; Chordata; Actinopteri; Beloniformes; Adrianichthyidae. Gene Ontology annotation, biological process: postsynaptic neurotransmitter receptor diffusion trapping; neurotransmitter receptor internalization; transmission of nerve impulse. Gene Ontology annotation, molecular function: channel regulator activity; voltage-gated calcium channel activity. Gene Ontology annotation, cellular component: AMPA glutamate receptor complex; postsynaptic density membrane.
UUGAAAAGGCCCCCCCCCUCCUCCUCUCUCCCUUCUCCUCCUCCUCUCCCUCCCUCUCUCCGUAGCCAAAGUAGCUCACUGGAUGAUCCACCGCAGUGCUUGGGACAGACUGAGAGAAAGAGGGAGUGAGGAGGGAUUUGGAGGAUGGGUCGGAGGGCUUUAGGAUAAACGUGCUGCAGCAAGGAAAGGAAUAGGAGGGAAAGAGAAAGGAAAGGGGGAAUAAAGGAAGAAGGGAGAGCCACCUAAAAUCCAGCGAGCCUCCCUGGCGCGGGGUUUCUUGGCUUCUAUAUCGUGUGCGCACGACUCGCGUGGCACUAUGAGUUCGUGCAGCAGUCGCGCACUGACCAUCCUGUCGACUGUGUUCGGAGCCUGCGGGCUGCUGCUGGUGGGGGUGGCCGUGUCCACAGACUACUGGCUCAUAGUGGUGGAAGGAAUCAUCCUGCAGCAGAACCAAAGCAUGGAGGUCAAGAUGGCGCUGCACUCGGGCCUCUGGAGAGUUUGCUUUGUAGCAGGAUCAGAGAAUGGGAGGUGUGUUGCAUCAGAGUACUUCACUGAACCUGAAAUAGAGAUCACCACUGAAAACACAGCAAACAUCCUGAAGAUGGUUCGAACAGCCACUCCUUUCCCGAUGGUGUCGCUGCUCUUCGUCUUCACAGCUUUCGUCAUCAGCAACAUUGGGCACAUCCGGCCGCAGCGCACCAUUCUGGCCUUUGUGUCUGGCAUUUUCUUCAUCCUCUCAGGCCUCAGUCUGGUGGUGGGUCUGGUGCUCUACAUCUCCAGCAUUAAUGACGAGGUGAUGAACCGGCCCAGAGAGCCCGAGCAGUUCUUCAAUUACCACUACGGCUGGUCUUUUGCCUUCGCUGCCUCUUCCUUCUUACUCAAAGAGGGCGCCGGCGUGCUGUCAGUAUACCUUUUCAUGAAGCGCUACGCUGAAGAAGAGAUGUACCGUCCCCACCCUGCAAUCUACCGUCCACGUCUGUCUGAGAGUAGCGACUAUAGUGGCCAGUACCUCCACCCAGAGUCAUCUUGGCCCCCACCAAAGAGAGGCCGCAGCACCUCGGAGGCCUCCAGCGACAUCUCUAUCCAGCUCAACCAAACAUUGCCAAAGCAGCCAAAAAGCACCCUCCAGGCAGGCGCUCGGGUCAGCCCACCCUCUGCGUCUUCCUCUCCAGGGAGCUACCAGAUGCACCCGCAAUCUGCCGGCUACCCCUCCACACAAACCCUGCCCAGGUCACUGUCCUCGCACCCCCAGGGCCAAGCUCUUCCAAUGACCAUGCCCCCUUCGCCCAUACCUCCCCCUCAUUAUCACACGCACAUGCGUAUGAGCGCCUCCCCCUGUUAAGCAGCAAAAGCUUUAAAGAAAAGUGACUCUUCAUCAUCAUUUGUUCCUCACUUAGAGUUGGAAAAGCACUGAUCUUUGGAUCACACAUUAUGCUGAAGUGGGGAAAGAGGGAGUCACACAUCGACAAAACGUAGCUGUGGAACAUGUUUUAACGAGAACCAAGCGGAAAAGAAAAUGUUUCACAAACUUAAAGAUUUCUCACGCAAACUGUGGUGGAAUAAAACCAAAUGGGAGGUGUGGGGUGAAAAAAACAUUUGCGCCGUGGUGCAGAAUGAGAGAGAAGUUUUUCCUAGAAAGACAUUAGAGGCUGGAAUGAGUGACAGAGGAGAAACAGCAGCGAGCGCAAGAGGCUGCAGUAGAACACCAACAUACUGCAGUGCAGCUGAAAUUUGUAUGCACUUGUAAAUGUAUAAUUCAAAGAUGUUGAAAAUGUGAGACUGCACAUACUAUAUUUUCCUCAGACAUAAUUCAUGCUGGUUCAUGGACCCUGUAUGUUUUUAACAAAUAAUAUGAAAAAAAUUAUUUUUGUUUUCUUUAAAGUUAUGAUAAAUCUAUAUAGGCUCUUAAUGAUAAACAUCCUACUAAAAAAAUAUUAUUAUUUCUAUAAAUCACCAUCAGCUCCAUUAUUAAUUGACACUGUGCAGUCUACGAAUGUUGCUCUUUUUUGUAGAAAGUGAAGAUAUGGAAGAACGUUAAGGUUAUUUUCUACCUUUAAAACACCACUUUUAGACUUCUUGUACAUACCUUCACAUGAACUCUUGCAUUCACUGGAAUACAGUUGUGAAUUUUGAAUGAAACUUCGGCACAAAUCAACAUAAUAUCUGACUCAGUAAGAGUCAACAAGAAGGGCGCACUGCACCCUCUGGAUACGCAGGUUUUUAACGAGGAACAAACGCAUUAUUGCAAUGGGGAUCUGGCGCCCUCUACUGGCCACUACCCUGCAUUGACUCUUUACCUGCUGUUGGCCUGGCUGGAUGUUUAUCAAGCACGCUUCCUUCUUCUGUGACCUGCACUGUGUUCCAGACCUGACAGAGCAGAGGAUAUUGCAAAGACUGUUCUCUAUUCAGAUUUAUAUUUAUUAAAAAGAUAAGGAAUGUCAGACACAGUAAAUCCCACGAAAGGAAAAGACUGUUCAGGAAAAUUCUUAAGCAACCUAAUGCUAAAAAAAUAAAAAUACUUAAAUAUCUUUUUUUUUUCAUAUACUGCAUAAAAAGGCUUCUGUUACACAAAUGUGCAUUUUUUUUCCUCAAUUAUGGUCUGCUUUUUUUGUGAUUUAACUUGUAUUAAUACAAUGUGAUGUUACAAUGCAGUCUGAGCAGCACAAUACAAGUUCACUGACUUAUCCUCAACGACCAGUAUGAAAAAUCCGAAACUAAAAUACCAAACACAGAAAUUUUUCAUUGAACACAGCAUUUUUAGCAAUCAAGGCUUUACGUUUAUGCUAUAUUGUACUUUUAAAACAGUUUGCAUUGUGGAUCAGUUCAAAAAAAAGUUUCCUUCAGUAAGUAAAUAGCUUAAUAUUUUCUCAGGUAAAUUGGAUUCACAAAUAAAAUGACUUGUUUGGGGCAUAGUCUGCCACAUGGAUUAUUCCUACUGGAUGUAUUAAAAUAUGUAUUGUGAUACUCUAGUAGCUUAAAACUUAAGUGGAAUAGCUGUUUGAUACCACAUGUUAUCAUGAAAUACACAGCAAGACUCAACGCAUAUGCACACCAAUGUUUUAUUUUGAAGGUGAUGGAAGUAUUGUAUGUGUAAUGGACAUUUUUCAGGGAAGUGUCAAAACAUUAACCUCUGAAGGAAGUUAACCUGCUGACCCUCUCCAAGUGGGGGAGGGCGGGGUACAGGAACACUGUGUGUGUGGAUGGAAAAUUGACUAUUUCUCCUAUAUCACAAAGUUUUUGAAAGCGAGUCUGCAGCUUUUCAUUUAAUUUGAAGCCUAAUGUUUCUGCAUCCUGCUGAUGACUAUGCUGUUAGUUUGGGAGUCAUGUGCCUUGCUCAUGGCCACUUUGACUACAGCUGCUGCUGAAGGUGUUCAAAAUAAGUAGUUUAAAUUAGGCUUUGUUAACCUUUAGAUUGCUUGAAAUGUGGUCAACAUAGAUGCAUCUUCUCCUGGAGAAAUAUAAUCUCCCUCUGUGCUUUUAUGCAGUUCUUCAAAAGGGUGUGGCUGUGCUUGUUUUUGCAGAAAGCCUCGUUUUCCUUUUUUUCAAUGAAGACUUUUUUGUUAAUCGCAAAAAAGGUCAACUAAGUGCUUUGAAAUGUUUUGGUUAGACUGCUGCUGGAGUAAUAGUUGAAAUUGUAAUGAGGUUUUAACAUCUGUAACUCACUUUAUAUUAAUAAAACUUUAAAUGUGA